ACGACUACAGGGCGGAAAUGUGGCUGUACGAUGAAUGAAAACAACAACAGUACAAACACAGUCACGAUCUACAUUCAAAAACAUCUUUAUAAUGGGUAUCACAAAGUUGGCAGAUUUAAUUAGAUUUGACGCGCCAACUUCUAUUCGCAGCAAAGAGAUCAGCGAUUAUUCUGGGAAGAUUGUUGCACUGGACACUUCCAUCGUCCUGAAUCAGUUUCGCUCAGCCGUCCCCCAUCUAGAGCUAAGCCCUCUUACAGGUUUAUUUUACCGCACUCUGACUUUCUUGGAACAUGACAUUAAGCCUGUCUUUGUAUUUGAUGGAAGACCGCCUGAUCAGAAGCGAGCUGUGCUGGAAAAAAGAGGUCAAAGCACCGGGUGGAUCAGCUCACAGAGCUCCAAUAAUUAUGUGUCCUAUCUUACACAAGACUGUCUUCGCCUUCUGCAGCUCAUGGGUGUGCCAUGCAUCAGGGCUCCAGGUGAAGCAGAGGCACUAUGUGCUUAUCUGGUCAAGAGUGGCACAGUUAAUGCUGUAGCAUCAGAGGACAUGGACACACUGGUAUUUGGAGGGACUAUUCUUCUACGUCAGCUUAAUGCAAAGAAAGACAGUGAAGUGACAGAGUACUCCUUACCAAAGCUUUUGGAAGCUCUACAGCUGACACAUAAAGAGUUUGUUGACCUGUGUAUCUUACUGGGCUGUGACUACUGUGAAAAAAUUGGAGGUCUUGGGCCAAGUCGGGCACUGAAGCUCAUUAAAGAGCAUCAUACAAUAGAGGGGGUGAUGGAACAUGUCAACAAAAAGACACACCCCAUCCCUCCAAACUGGCAGUACAAAGCUGCCCGUAAGCUGUUUUUUGAAACGCCACAAAUUGACACCCCUGAACUAGUUUGGAAAGAGCCUGAUGAAGAGGGAUUGGUGCAGUUCUUAUGCAAAGAGAAACCUUUAAAGGAAGAAAAGGUGAGAGGACGCAUUAAAAAGUUUCGUGAGUCACUGUCAAAGAAAAGGAAACAGAGAGAGGUGGAGGGGCUAACUAGACAGUCUCGCCUUGAAGAAUAUUUUCCUGCAACUCGGAGGAGAAAGGCUGAGUCUGCAGUAAUGGGAGGAUCCAGUGUUAGAAAACGAUCAAAGAUUAAAUAAGACUCUUCUUGAACCAUUGGUACAACCAUCACAUGGACAGAACCUUCAAAACUUGAGACCAUCUAAUAAUGGAGAUCUCUUCGAUAUAUUUUGGAUGGUUCACUAAAUAUUUAAUUUUGUUUAAAUGGCAGCAUAAUGUCCAACCAGUGCCAAGAGAAGAUAUUUUUAAUGUUUUUUAAUCAUGAGAAAAAAGCUUUUAUGUUUGGUAACCUGUUUUCAAUCACAGUAAACCACCAGUUUUAUGACUAAAACUGUAAAAUU
Molecule: messenger RNA, 1396 nt
Organism: Paramisgurnus dabryanus
Lineage: Eukaryota; Metazoa; Chordata; Actinopteri; Cypriniformes; Cobitidae
Product: probable flap endonuclease 1 homolog
Cellular component (GO): nucleus
Molecular function (GO): manganese ion binding; 5'-flap endonuclease activity; magnesium ion binding
Source: RefSeq, a predicted model, not a curated record